This is a messenger RNA of Drosophila eugracilis, 583 nucleotides long. RefSeq names its product NADH dehydrogenase [ubiquinone] iron-sulfur protein 6, mitochondrial (gene ND-13A). Gene Ontology annotation, biological process: mitochondrial electron transport, NADH to ubiquinone. Bases 60 to 440 code for a protein of 126 amino acids. The record is from RefSeq and is a predicted model, not a curated record. The transcript is spliced from 3 exons. NCBI's taxonomy places the organism in Eukaryota, Metazoa, Arthropoda, Insecta, Diptera, Drosophilidae.
GGCACAGGGUGUUACCUGUCAAAAAUACAUUGUGAGAACAAAUUUGUGGUAAAAAAAAAAUGGCAAGCAAGCAAUUGGUAAACAAUUUAGCCAAAAUCGGCCGCUCUCGCCAAAACUGGAUGUCCCCAUUGGCCACUGUCCGCAACUCCAGCUGUCGCAGCGACAUCGAGAAGGUCACACACACAGGACAAGUGUACGACAAGGAUGACUACCGCAAUGCCCGUUUUGUGAAUGCCAAGCGGUAUGUGAACGAGAACUGGGGCAUCAAGCUCAUCGAAGAGGUGCCACCCAAGGAAUGCACCGAACGCGUUGUCUUCUGCGACGGAGGCGACGGUCCUUUGGGUCAUCCCAAGGUGUACAUCAACCUGGACAAACCCGGCAAUCACAUCUGCGGCUACUGCGGUCUACGCUUCGUCAAGAAAGAUGAUCACCACCAUUGAGGAUCGAGAGUGGCCAAUAGCUAAUAGCUUGUAAAGCAUCUUAAAAACCUGUCUAUCCUGUUGAUCUAGUUUAAACCGAACUAAACUGAAUAAAAUUAUAACAAAAAAAGUUAAGACAUGGAUAAUGCAGUCAGUAAGGAGAA